Messenger RNA from Penicillium salamii, 465 nucleotides. The record is from the annotation of a GenBank genome assembly. NCBI's taxonomy places the organism in Eukaryota, Fungi, Ascomycota, Eurotiomycetes, Eurotiales, Aspergillaceae.
AUGAUGAAGUACGUUCAGCUUGGAACCAGUGGGCUCCGAAUCGCCCCCGUUGGAGUAGGAUGCAUGAGCUUUGGCAAUCCCGAGGGGCGUUUCAAGUGGGCAAUCCCGGAAGAAGAGGCUCUCCCUAUCCUCAAUCACUGCUAUGAUUCAGGUCUCAAUUUCUACGACACCGCCAAUGCAUAUUCGAAUGGUCAAUCAGAGGAGAUUCUAGGCAAAGCCAUCAAGAAGUAUGGUUGGCGCCGUGAAAACAUUGUGAUCGCAACCAAACUUUGGGCACCCGUGGGGCGUGAUCUGGAAGAGCCACUCGCCAUGAACGAAGAGCAGCGGGACAACUCUGGCUACCUCAACCAGUACGGCCUGAGCAGGAAACACACCUUCGACAGCAUUGACGCAAGCUUGAAGAGACUCGAUCUUCCCUAUGUCGAUCUACUGCAGAUUCAUCGCUUUGACCCACAACACCAGUGA